This is a messenger RNA of Labrus mixtus (cuckoo wrasse), 2261 nucleotides long. RefSeq names its product opsin 7, group member b (gene opn7b). The record is from RefSeq and is a predicted model, not a curated record. Lineage: Eukaryota; Metazoa; Chordata; Actinopteri; Labriformes; Labridae. Gene Ontology annotation, cellular component: membrane. Gene Ontology annotation, molecular function: G protein-coupled receptor activity. The transcript has 6 exons. Gene Ontology annotation, biological process: G protein-coupled receptor signaling pathway; visual perception. Bases 309 to 1523 code for a protein of 404 amino acids.
GAGAGAGAGAGAGAGAGAGAGAGAAGGAGAGAACAGAAACAAGGAGCACUUCUGCCUCUGUUGCUUACUGGAUCUCCCUGAGCACAGCUGUCGGGGCUGCUUCUGACUGCGAGUGGAUCCCCUCGCACACAGUCUCUGCAAGAGAGUGUCUGAGUGCGUAGAGUAUCCCAGUGUCUAUACGCACAAGUCUGCUUUUUUUAAACUGUUCUAGUAAUGCUGUUGCCACAUAGGUGAAGGUUUAACCAGCUCCACUCUGGACUUGACUUAAUGAUCCCCAGCCAUCUCUGGCAUCCCCUCUCAUCAUUAAGAUGGGAAAUGCCUCCGAAACAUUUCUGCUCCUGUCCAGAAUAUCGAAAGACAGUGACUUCCUCAUGGGAACUAUUUACACCAUUUUCGGUGUGCUGUCAAUGCUGGGAAAUGGGAUCCUGCUGUUCGUGGCCUAUAGAAAGAAGUCCUCCCUGAAGCCUGCAGAGUUAUUUGUGGUUAACCUGGCCAUCAGUGACAUGGGUAUGACCCUUAGCCUGUUCCCAUUGGCUAUCCCUUCAACCUAUGCUCACAUGUGGCUGUUUAAUGAGACCACCUGUACUGUCUACGCCUUCUGUGGGGUUUUGUUCGGCCUGUGCAGUCUGACCAACCUCACGGUGCUCUCAUCUGUCUGCUGGCUCAAAGUCUGCUGCCCAAACUAUGGUAACAAGUUCUCCUACUGCCACGCCUGCCUGCUGGUAGCCGGGAUCUGGUGCUAUGCUGGCAUUUUUGCUGUGGGUCCCCUGUCGGGCUGGGGAGGGUAUGGCGCUGAGCCUUACGGUACAGCAUGCUGCAUCGACUGGCAUGCGCCCAGCCAAAAUUCUGCAGCUAUGAGCUACAUCAUUUGCCUCUUCUUCUUCUGCUACAUCGUGCCCUGCACUGUCAUCUUUCUGUCCUACACGUUCAUCCUGCUGACCGUCCGAGGCUCACGACAGGCUGUGCAGCAGCACAUGUCCCCGCAGAACAAGAUCACCAAUGCACAUGCACUUAUCAUUAAGCUUUCAGUGGCAGUUUGCAUCGGUUUCCUGAUGGCAUGGAGUCCAUAUGCCAUCGUGUCCAUGUGGGCUGCUUUUGGAAACCCAACAACUGUACCACCUAUGGCUUUUGCCUUGGCAGCUAUAUUUGCAAAGUCCUCCACCCUUUACAACCCUAUAGUCUAUCUGGUCUUCAAGCCAAACUUCCGUAAGUCCCUGUGCAGGGAUGUGGCCCUGUGCAGGAGGUCACUCUGUGGAUGUCUGUGUCCGCACAGCUCCACACAGAAGGGAACUUGCAUGCCGUCCCAUCACAAAGAAGAGUGCAACUCCACAAGGUUGUCAAAUGGGCUGCCCGAGAACCACGGGACCUGCAGACACUGUCCUUGCCCUGAAACAGUCACUGGUACCAGAGAACACUUUACAGACGAAAGCCCCUUGAAAACUGCCAGGAUACUUAAAGGAUCAGUACACACUGAGGUGGCUGUGAGUCAGCUCUCCAACGAGAUGCAGAGCGACUUCCUCUAAAUACACAUGAGCAACUGGUCAAAAAGGAGAUGAAAAAACAAGAGUAAUGGAGAGAAAGACAGCAAGAAUGAAAGACACUUAUGGAAAGUUCGCAACAAGGGAAAACAAAACAUUAAGAUUGAUUGAAGGAAAACAAUGUUUUAACACUGAAGGUCAGAGUUUAAAAACCAAGAACUUUCUCAUGCCUCAAAUAUGUGACACUGCCAUAAAAAAAAAAAAAAAUGACCACAGACUUAGUAGCCAAUACAGGAGGAUAAUCAAGCCAAACAGGCAACAUGCAACCAGAAGUGUACAUCAAUAUUUCAUCAGGUAAAUUUAACCUGCGUCAACAACUAUCUGAUCACUUUGACUGAUCAACAUUUACAAAAUAAGGCAAAGAAUCCAUGGAAUCUCAGAUGCAAUUUAAUUCCAGCAGGAUUUUGAUGGAGAAGCUGAAAUGUCACUUUCUACACCCUAAACUACCUUUUAUGUAUUUAUUACAAGCACUGUAUUUAAAGAUGUAUUUGAUUUGAUCAUUAUUUAUGAAUGCAUGCCUCAAAUUGAAGGACCACAGGGUUAUUGUUGCCUCAACAUUUAUCUCCAUUAAGUAAACCUAAGAGGUGUUGGGAAAAAAAUGUAAAGUAAGGAUUUGGCUAAGCACGGCCAUCGUUACAUGUGUUGAAAUGAACAAGGACAUUCUUCAAUACAUCCACGAGGGGUGUGCAUUGAUUCUUCUGCAAAGACAAAGUGCCAACAUGA